AUGCGGAGCUCCAUUGCAUUCGUGGUUUCAUUUUGUCUCUUGGGACGGGUUUCCGGGCAAGUCAACUCAUUCGACCAGUGCAAGAUCCAUGUUGAGCGGAUAUUGAAUGGCACCGAAACUCAUGGACCCAUCAACAACGAGACGAUCGAGGAAUACGGGUACAUCUACCAUGGCCCGGUUGCCGGGAUAAACCCCGACUUUCCUCGUCCGAAAUUGCUCACAAUCACCAGAGAAGGCUGCCAGGCUCUCUGCGGACUCAAUGACCCGGAUUACUACUGGGUAACGGAUAUAAGUCUGACAUUGAGCAUUGUGUCAAACUGGGUCAUACCAAUUAUCGCACUUCUUGCCGUACUUCCUUACGAAUCGUCUGAUGGGAGUGAGAGCAAGACAACCAGGUUGAAAGAGACGUGGGCUAAGAUACUACGGAUAAGUGGCCACCUGCUGAACUGGCUCGGUUCACCGCAGACAGCGCUCACGGCGGUCUUUUUCAACAUUGAGCAGAUGCGGAUGUGUCUCGUCGCUGCCAAACAGCCCGAGACAGAUGCUGAAGAACAAUACACCACUCGAAGAGAACUGAAACGGGACGCGUACUACGUGCUGUGCUGCAUAGGGCAGUAUCAGUUGCCUGAGGACACAGAUUGCUUCCUGGAUGGGCUCCUCUAUAGCCUCUUCAGGCCCCUCUGCAAACCAGUUGGUGAAGAGCAUGACACAGACGAACGGAGACGCACGGCGGAGGCAUGGACAACAGAACUGCUUCGCGCCAUGGCACGACAAAUGAGGGCAUCACGGCGCCGUGGCGUAUGGCCGACGUUUGCGAGCAUCAUUCUCUUUUUCGUUGCAUACGGAGUCUCAGUUGCGUUGGCCUUUAGCAAUGACAUGGGUGACCGGACAACAACGCACUCUCUGGCGUAUGGGAUACUGAUCAGCUGGCUCCCACUGCUGGUCUUGUUUGCUAUUCUGGAUCGGAAUCCCAACUCCGCCGAGCGAACCAGGACACUCAUCUUCCGCUGGAUGUGGAACGGCAGGGCUGUCAAGGCCUGGGAGAACGACCUUACGAUGCAAACCCCGAACUGGUGGUCCCCAGCCAAAAGGAAGAAACCUCAGGCCAAAUCCGAACGCCAUCAGAAUCCCAAGAGCUUCCCAGACCGCAGGCAAACCGCUCAGAAAUAUCCCCAGGCCAUACUGGAUGAGGUUCAUGGUCAAGAAACCUCUCUGGCUUGUAGCCAACAAACUCGGAGUCCACCUACUAACUGGGACUGUAUCCCAGGUAGAUUCAUUGGCCAGGGGCGAGAGAUAGGCUACAACGGCCUAACCUACGAAAUCGUCUCCGCCGUCAGAGACAAAUCAGGGGAAAAUCUUUGGCGUCUCAUCAACAACCGCAACAUGACUCGGACUGAGUUCAAGUUUCUUUUCCCACCACACGAGCAUCGUCCGCCAGCGUCAUGGUGGUUCCUGUCUGUGAUAUCACUGCUGCUCGUGCUGUUCGAGAUUGGCAUGGCUGUGAUGAUGUCGAGUACCGUUCCCACAGUCGGGGUUGGAUGCCGUUCGGGGUUGUACAUCAUCUAUGCGCUCCUAACCACCGGCACAUGGGUCCUUCAUUUGUUUCCCUGGUUUCGACGACAGGGGUUCUGGGCUAAGGUCUUUGGUUAUGGCUUGUGCCUUUUGGCUACCCUUUGCUUGACCUUCACAACGUUUGCCUCGUUCAGCGGAGUGCUGAAGAACUGCAUAUGCCGAGCCGGGUUUAGCGGCUACCUUGACUUUGAAGAAGCCGAGUUUUAUCGCAAGAAGGAGCACUUUGACGUCACAAAGUGGUGGUGGAUAGCAGCCAUUCUUGGGGCGUUCCCAGUAAUCAUGUUGUUCAUGAUUGCCGUUGUUCUUAUAAUGCUGUUGCAACCUCUCUGGCAAGAUGACGCAGAAUGUGAGUGGAUUGAUAAUGGAGCAGCUGGGGAGAACAGCAGGUCAGGUGGUAGGCAGGAGGAUAUCCAGGGUGCCGAUAUGAAAUGGCUGGACUAG
Molecule: messenger RNA, 2013 nt
Organism: Canariomyces notabilis
Lineage: Eukaryota; Fungi; Ascomycota; Sordariomycetes; Sordariales; Chaetomiaceae
Exons: 4
Coding region: 1-2013 (670 amino acids)
Source: RefSeq, a predicted model, not a curated record